AUGUCGUGGAUAAUCGAAGAAAGUAACGAUGCAUCUUCAGCUAUUAACGUUCAAGGUAAUACCGUUACCUGUCAGAAAGAAGAUUUCUAUGGCAGUCCGAUCAAUGUACUUUGGAAAGAUCCGGCUGAUAAAUCGGGACUUUACUAUUGGCAAAUUGAAUUUUUACAGUUAGAUAAACAGGGAAACGCUAGUGUUGGUCUAACUACACAGGAUCAUUUCAAAGCUGGCUAUGCCAUCAAAUCAAUGGAAUAUAACGGUAAGCGAAUGAAUCUUCGUUCAGAUUCAAAAGUCUCAAGUUUUUCAAUCUCUGUUAUUAAUGUAGUCGUCAGCUUCAGUGCAAAUGGUGAAGCUACAAUUAUUCGUUUAAAACAAGUUCCAACCUCGCUCGAUCGACAAGAGGAACAAUUCAAUGGUAUCGAAGGUCAUUGGAAACUGGUUGACUAUCCUCAACACAGUGACUGUACUGGCUAUCAUUUUCAUCUGUUUAAAAAAGAUGGAACGGAUAAUAAUGUCUACAGUCUGUCGACUCGUGUUAUAAACACUAUGAAUAGCAUCCUUUGUCAUGAUCCGUCUACAAAUCAAUGGCAAAGUCAAAGCGGUAUGUCAACAAUGAUGGGAGGAGAUCAAGAAUCCAUGCGAAAGGAAGGUGUGAUCAGUGAACUGACCAAUGGUAUAACGGGUGUUGAGCUACAAGGACAAAAAUUGGUUAUAACAUCGAAUGGAAAUCAAGUGAAACUUGAACGGUAUACACCGGAACCUCCACAAACAUACACGAAAAAUGUUUUCGCAAGAGAAUAUUAA
This is a messenger RNA of Rotaria sp. Silwood2, 801 nucleotides long. Lineage: Eukaryota; Metazoa; Rotifera; Eurotatoria; Philodinida; Philodinidae. The record is from the annotation of a GenBank genome assembly.